AUGGAUAGCUACAUACAUAUAUUUACAAUUAUAAUAAUUUGUGGACUACUCGGCAAAUGGGAAGUUGUUGGUCAGACAUGUAAACAGAUAGGAGUUGGGAAGAACAAUGUCAAUAAACGCCUAAUUGGGUUUAAAAUAGCGGAGAAAGUGGUGCCGGGCCUUCAUGACUGCGCUAGAGAAUGCAUGUAUUUAGCACAUUGUAAAUCGUUCAAUUUUGGACAAGAUGAUAAUUUGUGUGAGGUAAACCAUGCUGAUAGUCAUUCAGCAAGUGUUGGCAGUCUCCAAACUGUCCAGCGGUACAUUUUCUCGGACAUAUCUGCCUGGCCAAGGACAAUGGUUGGACCCUGUGCGGAUCAAACAUGCACUGGUACACAGCGGUGUGUACCUGAGAAAGGCUGCAUUGAUACAGAUUGUGAUGACCCACCGGAGAUAGACUAUGCUGUCGUUCAUCCAGGUGCAGUAACUCUUAGUGCAACGCGUACCUAUGAGUUUGAUUGUCCACCUGUUAUGAUGAAAAACGGAACAAAUGAGGUAACAUGCGGUUUGGACUUCAAAUGGUCGCCUUUGUAUACACGUUGUAGGGUACUCCAAAACUGUUCCGACGUGAAAAUGUGCAACCCGACAUACUCGGAUGGAGAAUACUGGAUAUAUCCCGAGGCUAUGGGAGGACACAAGAUCAAAGUUUUUUGUUAUGGAAUGACAACAACGUCCCCGUCUGAAUACAUCACAGGUGAAACGUCGUAUGAUCUAUCUCCUCUAUUUGACAGCUAUAUCUGA
Messenger RNA from Mercenaria mercenaria, 777 nucleotides. RefSeq lists its product as uncharacterized. The record is from RefSeq and is a predicted model, not a curated record. Gene Ontology annotation, molecular function: zinc ion binding; extracellular matrix structural constituent; metalloendopeptidase activity. Lineage: Eukaryota; Metazoa; Mollusca; Bivalvia; Venerida; Veneridae. The transcript has 4 exons. The coding region runs from base 1 to 777 and encodes 258 amino acids.